Messenger RNA from Tachyglossus aculeatus (Australian echidna), 3745 nucleotides. It is a transcript of the gene TUBGCP3, whose product is annotated as tubulin gamma complex associated protein 3. NCBI's taxonomy places the organism in Eukaryota, Metazoa, Chordata, Mammalia, Monotremata, Tachyglossidae. The transcript has 22 exons. The record is from RefSeq and is a predicted model, not a curated record. The coding region runs from base 1 to 2712 and encodes 903 amino acids. Gene Ontology annotation, molecular function: microtubule minus-end binding; gamma-tubulin binding. Gene Ontology annotation, cellular component: spindle pole; gamma-tubulin small complex; equatorial microtubule organizing center. Gene Ontology annotation, biological process: spindle assembly; meiotic cell cycle; mitotic cell cycle.
AUGGCCGCCCCGGACCAGAAGUCGCCCAACGUCCUGCUGCAGAGCCUCUGCUGCCGCAUCCUGGGCAAGAGCGAAGCCGACGCAGCUCAGCAGUUCCAGUAUGCGGUGCGCGUCAUCGGUAGCAACUUCGCCCCGACCGUUGAGAGAGACGAAUUCCUCGUAGCUGAAAAAAUCAAGAAAGAACUUGUGCGGCAGAGAAGGGAAGCAGAUGCGGUGUUGUUUUCCGAGCUCCACAGAAAGCUCCACUCGCAGGGAGUUUUGAAAAACAAAUGGUCAAUACUCUACCUCCUGCUCAGCCUUAGCGAAGAUCCACGUAAGCAACCAAACAAGGUUUCCAGCUUUGCCACCCUGUUCGCUCAAGCGUUACCAAGAGAUGCUCAUUCAACGCCAAUCUACUACGCCAGGCCUCAGACCCUCCCCUUGAAUUACCAGGAUCGAAACCCUCAGUCUGCCCCGAAUUCCGGCAGCAGCGGGAUCAGCAGCAUAAGCAUGUAUGCCCUCAACGGCCCGACGCCGACACCACAGUCUCUUCUUCCGGGGCAGUCCUGUCAAGCUCCGGGCGUAGGAGACUGUCUUCGGCUUCAGCUGGGUACUCGUCUUGCGUGGACUUUGCCUGCAAAUCAGCCUUCUUUACAAACCUCUACCUCAAAAGGCCUUCCAAAUACCCUUUCUCGAAAUUUACCCCGCUCCAGAAGAGAAGGAGAAACAGGUGCAGUGGAGAUAACCGAAGCGUCCCUUGUAAGAGAUAUUUUAUACGUCUUCCAGGGGAUAGACGGCAAGAGCAUCAAAAUGUGCAAUUCAGAAAAUUGCUACAAAGUGCAAGCAAAGGCAAGCCUGACCAGAUCUCUGAGGGAUACGACCAUCAGGCUGGUGGAACUAGGAUGGCUGCAUAAUAAAAUCCGCAAGUACACAGACCAGAGGAGCUUAGACCGGGCCUUCGGACUUGUUGGACAGAGUUUUUGCGCUGCCUUACACCAAGAACUCAAAGAGUACUAUAGGCUGCUCUCUGUUUUGCACUCUCAGCUACAGCUUGAGGACGACCAGGGUGUCCAUCUGGGACUCGAAAGUAGCUUAACCCUCCGCCGUCUCCUAGUCUGGACUUACGACCCCAAGAUAAGGCUGAAAACACUGGCAGCACUGGUUGAUCACUGUCAAGGAAGGAAAGGGGGUGAAUUGGCAUCAGCUGUGCACGCUUACACUAAGACAGGGGAUCCAUAUAUGAGAUCCUUAGUGCAAAACAUCCUCGGCCUUGUGGCUCAUCCCGUUCUGAAUUUCCUUUACCGUUGGAUAUACGAUGGGGAGUUGGAAGACACGUACCAUGAAUUCUUUGUAGCGUCGGAUCCCACGGUUAAAAUCGACCGACUGUGGCACGACAAAUACACUCUGAGGAAAUCAAUGAUCCCGUCCUUCAUUACCACGGAUCAGUCCAGAAAGGUCCUCCUGAUAGGGAAAUCGAUUAAUUUCUUGCACCAGGUGUGUCACGACCAGACCCCCACAGCCAAGAUGAUAGCCGUCACAAAACCUGCGGAGUCUCCCAAAGACGCCGCAGACUUAUUCACAGAUUUGGAAAAUGCAUUUCAGGGAAAAAUUGAUGAAGCUUAUUUUGAGACGAGCAAGUACCUCUUGGAUGUUCUCAAUAAAAAGUAUAAUUUACUGGAUCAUAUGCAGGCAAUGAGGCGAUACUUGCUCUUGGGCCAAGGAGAUUUUAUACGGCACUUAAUGGACCUGCUUAAGCCCGAACUGGCCCGGCCAGCGACCACCCUGUACCAGCAUAACCUGACGGGAAUCCUGGAAACAGCCGUCAGGGCCACCAACGCCCAGUUUGACAGCCCGGAGAUCCUCAAGCGGCUGGACGUUAGACUUCUGGAGGUAUCUCCGGGAGACACUGGAUGGGACGUCUUCAGCCUAGACUAUCACGUUGAUGGGCCGAUUGCAACCGUUUUUACCCGAGAAUGCAUGAGCCACUACCUGAGGGUUUUCAACUUCCUGUGGAGGGCCAAGAGGAUGGAGUACAUUCUCACCGAUAUUUGGAAAGGACACAUGUGUAACGCCAAGCUCCUGAAAAAUAUGCCCGAGUUCUCCGGGGUCCUGCAUCAGUGUCACGUUCUGGCAUCCGAAAUGGUCCAUUUCAUUCAUCAAAUGCAGUAUUACAUUACAUUCGAGGUGCUGGAAUGUUCUUGGGAUGAACUGUGGAACAAAGUCCAGCAGGCCCAGGAUUUAGAUCACAUCAUCGCGGCCCAUGAGGUCUUCUUAGACACCAUCAUCUCUCGCUGCCUGUUGGACAGUGACUCCAGGGCACUUUUAAACCAACUCCGCGCUGUCUUCGAUCAAAUCAUCGAGCUGCAGAAUGCGCAGGACGCAAUGUACCGAGCUGCUUUGGAGGAGCUGCAGCGGAGGCUGCAGUUUGAGGAGAAGAAACAGCAGAACGAACUGGAGGGUCACUGGGGAGUCACAGCAGCCGAGGAAGAAGAGGAGAACAGGAGGAUUUGUGAAUUUCAGGACUCCAUACCAAAAAUGUGCUCGCAGCUGCGAAUAUUGACACAUUUCUACCAGGGCAUCGUGCAGCAGUUUCUGGUCCUGCUGACGACAAGUUCGGACGAGAGCCUCAGGUUCCUCAGUUUCCGCCUGGACUUCAACGAACAUUACAAAGCCCGGGAGCCCAGGCUGCGGGUGUCCCUGGGUACCAGAGGUCGCCGCAGCUCGCACACGUAGAGCCAGGGCCACCGGCCCAUCACCCCGGGAGCCGGCCAGGGCGUCGAACCCGGUGUCAACGCCCGCGGACUGACACCCACCGGACCCGCAGAUCAGCACGAUCUCCUUCCUCCCGAGCGCGCCACACCGCUUGGGCCAAUCUGGUAGACGUUUUCCAAGCUCUCGUUUUCUACAUCAGAGUUUGAAUGGGUUUCCCACAUUACUGAGUUCAGUGGAUGGGUUUGCACUUAAUUCUGGCUUGGUUAUAAAUCCCAGUCAUUCAUUUGUACCCAACACCGUACUUCGUCGAGGGCUUUUGUAAGUCUUCCGUGCUGUGAAGGUCUAUUCGUCACUUAUAAGCGAAAUCACGUUUCCUUCUGGAGAACCUUGCGGCGGGGCGGGAUAAGGGAUUGUUUCGAGGGCGGGAUCAUCGGCUUCUCACAUUUAACACCCCAAAGUGGGUUUUUUUUUGGUUAACCUCCAAGAACCAAACCCAGACAGCGUCCUACAAAGAAAAUAUAUAGAGCAUUUUUGUAGACUGAUUUUUUUUUCAGCGUGGUUAGCUCUGCCCGUGCGAGAGACUUUGUCUUGCGAUCCAUUAACUCAGAGUACAUUUUGGGUUUCCUUGCUGUUCAAAGUCGCUAUUUUUCUAUUUGCUUUUAUCAUUCCAAACGACUUCUCAAACUGGUAGCUCCCGGUAGCUAGGAGUGGCACAUUUCCAACACAUCCUUUAACCUGGCAAAGUUAAAAAAAAAAAAAAAAAAAAAAGCUCAAAACCGUCCGUUAAAGCGAUGUGUAAAUAUGGGUAGGAGUGAAUGAAGUAUUUUACGUGCAAAGCUCUGAUGUGUAUUAGAAAGAACUUGACUUGAAUAAUGAAGAUUUCCCUUUACCCUGCCUAUUUUUCCAUUGUAAAUAUUUAUAUAUUGCUGUCCAGGUGAUAGGGGAAAGUUUUUUUUGUAAAGAUGUCAUUAUAGCAGAUCACUUACGUCUCCAUUUAUUAUGUUCUACAAGUAAAAACGUAGAAAUAUUAAAACAUACCUAUCUUUUGAAUAUA